This is a messenger RNA of Brienomyrus brachyistius, 6281 nucleotides long. RefSeq names its product wingless-type MMTV integration site family, member 9A (gene wnt9a). Gene Ontology annotation, cellular component: extracellular region. The record is from RefSeq and is a predicted model, not a curated record. Gene Ontology annotation, biological process: multicellular organism development; canonical Wnt signaling pathway; cell fate commitment. Gene Ontology annotation, molecular function: cytokine activity; frizzled binding. NCBI's taxonomy places the organism in Eukaryota, Metazoa, Chordata, Actinopteri, Osteoglossiformes, Mormyridae. The transcript has 4 exons.
AUGGGAGGAGGGCGGUCUCAGUCACUUUAUAAGAAGUGCAGAUCGUACAAGUAGGAACUUUACACAGAAACUCAGGAGGAACGAAAUGAUCUGCCCUGGAGUCGCAGCAAAAUGCUGGAUGGACACCUACUCCUGGGAUGGUUAUCGUUCACUCUCAUAGUCCUCCUCAGCUUGCCUGGACCAAGCACUGCUUAUUUCGGGCUGACGGGUAAUGAACCCCUGUCCUUCCUGCCACUGAGCUCCCAGCCAGAAGACAGCCUGGGCAAAGCUCACUACAAGCUGUGCGACCGUCUGAAGCUGGAGAAGAAGCAACGCCGCAUGUGCCGCCGGGACCCUGGCGCGGCCGAGACCCUCAUGGAGGCCAUCAGCAUGAGUGCCCUCGAGUGCCAGUACCAGUUCCGCUUCGAAAGGUGGAACUGCACCUUGGAGGGGCGCUAUCGCACUCACCUGCUAAAAAGAGGCUUUAAGGAGACGGCCUUCCUGUACGCCAUCUCUUCGGCGGGCCUGACUCACGCCAUGGCCAAGGCCUGCUCCGCGGGCCGCAUGGAGCGCUGCACCUGCGACGAGGCGCCGGACCUGGAGAACCGCAAGGCCUGGCAGUGGGGCGGCUGCGGGGACAACCUCAAGUACAGUCACAAGUUUGUAAAGGAGUUCCUAGGCAAGCGGUCAUACAAGGACCUGCGGGCGCGCGUGGACAUGCAGAACACCAACGUGGGCAUGAGGGUGAUCAGGGCCGGGGUCGAGACCACCUGCAAGUGCCACGGAGUGUCGGGCUCCUGCACGGUACAGACAUGCUGGAGACAGCUCUUACCCUUCCACGAGAUCGGCAAGCAGCUGAAGCAGCGUUACGAGGCCUCCGUCAAGGUGGUCAGCCCGUCCAACGAGGCCACGGGGGAGGGUGACAUCGGACAUCCUCGGGGGCUGCAGCCCUUGCCGGGCCCCAGCGACCCCAUCCCUCGCACCAUGGAUCUCUACCACAUCGAGGACUCCCCCAGCUUCUGCCGCCCCAGCAAGUACUCACCAGGGACGUCAGCCCGCAAAUGCUACAAGGACAAAAACUGCGACGCCAUCUGCUGCGGGCGGGGCCACAACACCCAGAGCCGGGUGGUGACGCGGCCCUGCCAGUGCCAGGUUCGCUGGUGCUGUUACGUGGAGUGCAAGCAGUGCACGCAGAGGGAGGAGGUCUACACCUGUAAAGGGUAGACACUCCCCUUCUCUGAUUCCUCACCAGGCCACGCCCACUCGACUCCCCAGCCAAACUCUGAGUCUCGAUUCUCGGCGGAUCACGCUAUAAAAAGGUUCGGGAGAGGGGAUCUCACGGCCAAACACACCCCACUGCUCCCCUGACGUCAAAUUCGGGAUUGACGAGAAACCAGCUGGUGGAAGAAGGAAAGCACUUUUGUUAAAUGAUCCCUGGGUUGCUUCAAGCUUCCCCCUUUUCACUCGGUAGGUGGUCCACUGUCAAGCAAAUGGAUCGGAACUCCAGAGUUUUUGGCUGGGAAGCUCUGACUUGCAGCAAGAGGACCCCACGCGACGCUUACUCCUUUCUCCUCAGUGCCUGUGAGUCACGCAAAAAAUGAAGUCUCGUGGACUGUUGAGGAAGGGUGGAGUGAGGUCUCCGUAGGGGAAAAGGACUUCUCGAAGACAUCUGGUUUAGACAGACUAUCUAGGUUUUUAAACAGAAUCGAACCCAGCUAAUCGAACAGAUAGCAGAGGUGCAGAUGGGGAGUGGAGUUUAUCUAAAACAGACAGUGCUCUUGGUAAUUUAAGAGGAACUGUAAAAUGACAGGGUGUAUGAUGUAUUCUGCACGCACAUAUACACACUCAAACAUACCCGUGUGUAUGCAUAUGUAUGUAAAUAUAUUAAAUUAUGCCUUAAGUAUAUUUAGCAAUUAUCUAAGAAAACAACCACUACCCAUGCAAACAUUUGGAGCUGUUUGCGUGUUUUUUGUUUUGCUAUGUUUUUGUGUAAUUCACUUUGACAAGGCCCUUUGGAAAGCAGUAAAUGUGUGUUAUAUGUGUCUGUGGGUAUAAUUUAUGGAACUAUGGCGUAUUGCGUUCCCUAAAGAAAGAAUAUCAGUCCAGAGCAGUUUGUGUAACAGAGAGAAAGCCAGGCAAUCUUUUUUCCGACUUCCCUUCAUUGCUUUGAAGGUGCAGGGGGGGGCAGUUAAUCUUCUUCUCGCCAGGCUUUUCUUAGCCUGAAGUGAACUUGUCAGUUUAUCGUUCAGGGAAUGACUGAAACCACUAUUUCCACUCUGAUUCCAUGCCUAAUUAAGUUAUGGUGCAACUAAUACAGGUAGGAAUCGAGGGCGGGAGGAACUGCCGUGUUUGCGAGCUUCCCUAUGCCACGAUGAUCGGCACAAGUCCAGUAUGACGUAAGAGGAUAUCUCCUGUCAGCCUCAGUGAUGGAUCAUCUACUGUGCUACUCGGUUGCUGAUAUGGUGUUCCAUCUCAGACAGUUUGGUAAUCGUGGGACGAGUGUAUGUUUCGCAUACACGAGGGGGGCUUGUCCCAUCUUCCUCCUUACUCAUGCACAGCACCAGAGAGCGAAAUGCUAGCCAUCAAGACAAACUGGCCAUGGACAUUAAGACCAAACAUUUUGGUUAUGUGAUCAGCUAUGUUAUCCAGGCUCUGUUUGAUUGACAAGACUGAGUUGCAAAAACCUGAAAGCUAUGUCACAUGUAGCUAGUAAUCUGGUUCUCUGCUAACCAAUUAGCAUUGACCUUAGACACACAAUCACUAGCAUAGGUAUGGCAUGUCAUGGUGUACGUCUGAUUAACCGAAGCCUUAAAAAUGGAACCUUUUUCCAACUAAAGGCAUCCAUUAUGUCUCCUCCAAAGAAGUUGGGUAGCGUGAUCUUUUGGUAAUGUGCAUUGACAUACCUGCUAUCUGUCAUGAGGGCACAGUGGUUUGUGAAGGGUCUGAGGUGGGAAGUCCAGAUCGAUCACAAUCAUUGUCUUCAGGAGGCAAUACUGCAAUGCAAUGGGAUCUCAAAACAGAAUUUGGCCAGAGAAGUUCAGUAUAUAGAUUACAAUACAUUCAAAUCAAUGUUGCUGCUUAAACCUUUGCCAGGCCUUGUGCAACUGCAAAAUCACUGCCAUUUCUAAGGGUUGUUCAGUAGGAUACUUACUGUAACUAGUGAUCCCUCAUGCAUGUGUGCCAGUCAGAUGUUUUGACGUCGUCAUGAUUUUCUAACCAUAAUGCUUCUGUAACGUUCUUUGAAACACGUCAGUAGGAAUCUACUCAUCCCUGUUAACGUCAUGACUGCAAAAUGAAGUAUAUCUGUAUGUCUUAGAUGCCUCGAACAUGGAACAAAUGCAUUUUGAUGCGUCAAUAAACAUUAAUCCCGAUUAUUAAACAAGGAUAACCUGCGUAACUUCAGGUGAUUCUUGAGUCGGUCUUCGGUUAGAUAGCUCGACGUGACGAUUCUGGGAUGGCCGUCAUCAGACUGUACCAGUGUGUGGGACUUUUCCUCCCUGUUCCACAUAACAUAUGUACCUGUACAUUUCAAACUCUUUUCUGUCCUGCAAAAAAAAAAAAAAAAACAUAUAUAAACAGUGUACAUAGUAGCGUACAACAAAAUAUAUAACUAUAUAAAAGGCAAAUAUAUAGUAUCGUUUUGUGUUGUCUUAGGCGAGUGUGAAUGAACUACUGAGCGAAAGAUCCUAUAUUGUAAUAUAGUCCCAUUCACAUACUGAGGCCUGGAAGCUUUCUGAGUAUUUAAAGAACUGUAUUUAUAAAUACAUAUUAUGUGGAUUUAUUUCUUUUUUUCCCCCAUUGUAAAUAGUUACGGUUUAUUCUUCUGUGGUAAAGAGGCAUGAUUGAGGCACAUGCAUAAAACUCGCAGGUGAUUAUUGGGGAAAUUAGGAGAGAGACAUUUGACUCGGAGAAGCGUGGGAAUAAAAUAAGGCAACGCUAGUAGCUUUAACGCCGGAUCGGCCAAUCUCUCCGGGCCGACGCAUGUCGUAGGCCUUCAUUGGCCGAGAUGCGUCCCGAAUCCAGGUGACCAGACAGGCUCGUGGCCUAUUGAGCGGCCCGAUUCUCGCUACUCCGCCCACUUGGCUCCAGUCACUUCUGCCAGCACAGGACGAUACGGGAGCGGACCUUCGGCUAGCAGGCCUGCGAGCUCGAUUCCACAAGCCAGUCGGCACGAGCCAAUUAAGGAGCAGUUGAGAAUUUAUACAUAGAACUUUGCACGCUACAUGAAAGCCAUAAUCGCUAUGUAUACAGCUCGGGCAGGCGUGCUGGCACACCGCAGCUGAAAACAGGAUGAGGCUUGCAGGCUGGCAGGCCGUGCUGUUAGCAGGCUGCUGGACUAGACGGCCUAUCGUGACGUCCUUGUCAAUAUCACGCCGAUUGCAUUCUGGGAUGCUCCAACCCUCAAGCCAAGGAUCUAUUCAUAGGAUCCUUGCUCAAACCCCACGUAAGCAUUUAAGCACAGCUACAAAUCCUCCGACUCCUCUUUCUCAAUUAAUGGUCCAGAUGUUAACUAUUACUUUUAUGCCACUCAGAAUAUUCACAUCAGUGAUUUUUAUUAUUAUUAUUAAUUUUUUUUAUAAUUCUUUUUUUGGUAUUCGAAUCGAUGCGUUCGUCAGUUGGUGAACUAGGCAGUCCCAGGCUAGCUGAUGGGUGCGGUAAAGACAGAAUGUCAUUAAAAAGGAAAGAAAAAGUGGAUUAUGUUUGAAACAUUUAUGUUGUAGGAAAAAGGAAAAAUGAGAAGUUAAAUUAUUUUUGGGAAUAUGGGCAUGUGUGUCACUGUAUAUAGUGUAAAGUCCAGACUGUUGUUAUAUUCAUUGUUUGUUACUGUGGCUUGUUUCAGGCCUAACGGGGGAUUUGCUUAUUUUUGGGGUGGAGGCAUCAGCAAAGGAACAUAGGGUUUAUUUGUUUUUUAUGAUUAUUAUUUGUUGCACCUGAUCUCAUUUAAUGGAUUCUCAUUCUCUGUUUUUCUGCCACUUGAGCACAAAGCCAGACGUAACAAACUGUCACUUUUUCAAAAUUCAAUUUUGUAACCUUUCUUUGUCAGAAUACAGGAAAACCUGCGGUUAGAUAUUAACUGGACUCCCAGUCAUAACACUCUGACUUUCCUUUGCAUCGUAAUUAAAACUUUGUGCUAAAACAGUGAUUUUGGUUGAACGACUUUCUCCAACAGCCUGGGUGAAGUGGAAUAAAAGACUUGUGUGAAUUCACUGUUUUAGCAGAGGUAAACUUGAGCCACACGAUUGGAUAAAUUUGAAUACGGUAUCACUAUAAUUCUUUCAUAUUUGAACAUACAUACUGUGAUAAGAUGUAUAAAAAAACGAGCAUUUUCCAGGAUUAUGAAUACUGCUGCUUUGUGGCAUAACCAGAGGAAGGUUCUGGAAUACAAACAUUGGAGAAAAACAACAGUCAAUCAAACAUCUGGCAUUUAGCUCCAAUAAUUAACGGCAAAAGAGGUAUUAGCAAUUGUGUUUUUAGAAAUUUAACAAAUGAGUCAAAUGAUAAAUGGGUGUAAGAGUCGGAAGGACGGCCUGAAAAGAGGUGAAAAGGAAAGAAGUCCGAGGAUUAAACCCAGGGAGAGUGAAGGGUGAUGCCUGUUAGUGUAGCGUUUCCCAACCCAGUCCCCGGGUACCAAAACACCCUCCAUGUUUUUGCUCCCUCCCAACUCCCUGCCAGACAGUUCACAUUUUUGCACCCUCCCAGGCCCUUACUAGGAGCUGGGAGGGAGCAAAAACAUGGACUGUCUGUGGGUCCCUGAGGACCGUGUUGGGAAACACUGUGUUAGACGAUGACCCAUGUCAGGUGGAUUAGCGAAUUCCCAGCUUUCCUGGGUUUCUUUCCGGAAGGUUUCGGGCCGCGUCGCUUCACUGUGGGAUUUGGCGGUUUGAGACUGAGGUGUACAGUGACACUGCAAGGAUGACAUCCGACACCUAUGAUGCAAGUCAGACCUUUUUAGUUUUUUUUUCUUUUUGUUUUCAAAUAAAUCAAAAUUGUGAAAGUGAGUGGAGAGUGUUUGUGGGAUGAACAGGUUUGCCUGCUUUCGGGUUUAUUUUGUGCUGCCUUUUUUUUAAAAAAAAAUAAAAUAAACUUAAUGUCCAUUGUGGAGAUAAAUACUGACAGAGGUUUGUCUUUUUCCUCUUUUCAUGUCUUAUGGGAACCUAAAUUAUUUUCCUCUACCUCAUGUGUAUAGCUUGUAGGUAUAGAAACUGAUUCUGAAUGACUGGUAAGAAUGUAUUUAAGUUAUUUAAUAUCUUUGUAUAACAAAGGCAAGAAAGGCUGGAAAUAAUAAAUGAAUUUUUAAGUUA